AUGCAUGUCAACUAUUUGUAGGACAAGGCAAUAUUUCCUUCUUUGGCCUAAGAAAAUUCAGAAUAAGUAAGAAGAGUAGUAUAUAAAUGGAAGGAUAAUCAAUAAGAUUUAACUGCCAGAAACUUUAGAAUUUAAGUAUUACAUCACUAAUAGCUAAUGGAAUCUUGA
Tetrahymena thermophila SB210 is the source of this 168-nucleotide messenger RNA. RefSeq lists its product as hypothetical. The record is from RefSeq and is a predicted model, not a curated record. NCBI's taxonomy places the organism in Eukaryota, Ciliophora, Oligohymenophorea, Hymenostomatida, Tetrahymenidae. The transcript has 2 exons.